AUGGCAGCUACGAAAAUUGCGGACAUUUCAUGGUUUCAUGAUUUCCCUCCGUUUUUUACACUUCAACCAAAUCUUGACACACGUCGUAAACAACUGGACGCUUGGUGUUCACUCCUAUUAGAUUAUUGUCGUUUGAAAAAAGUUUGUACAUUCGAUGUCAACGAUGCUAGUAAAUUUCCACCAUUUUUCAAUGCAAAAAUCAAUCGGCAGUUAGAUAAUCAUUUUAUUCAAAUUUUACUUGAAGAAUUACGUAGUCGAGGUAAUAUCGAAUGGGAAGAUAAGAACAAGCGACGUUGUUUAAUCUUUUGGAAUUCACUUGAAGAAUGGGCUAAAAAUGUUUAUCAAUGGAUCACAUCACGCGGUAUGAAUAGAACUGUUUGUACAUUCUAUGAAUUAUUACAUGGCGAUGAUACACGUUCAGCUGAUUUUCAUAACAUUGAUCCAAAACUUUUUCGUCGUAUUCUGCAUGAACUUGAAAAACGUGGUCAAGCUACUGUAUUUUCUGAAAAUGGCGCUGACGGCGUUAAAUUUUUAUAA
Messenger RNA from Rotaria socialis, 537 nucleotides. Lineage: Eukaryota; Metazoa; Rotifera; Eurotatoria; Philodinida; Philodinidae. The record is from the annotation of a GenBank genome assembly.